This is a messenger RNA of Helobdella robusta, 1110 nucleotides long. RefSeq lists its product as hypothetical. Lineage: Eukaryota; Metazoa; Annelida; Clitellata; Rhynchobdellida; Glossiphoniidae. The record is from RefSeq and is a predicted model, not a curated record. The transcript is spliced from 8 exons. Bases 1 to 1110 code for a protein of 369 amino acids.
AUGGAAAAAACAAGAAAUAUUGAAUGUUCUCAUUUCAUAGAUAAGUCAGAUAAUUUUCCGGUAAAUUGCGGUAACCACAAAGCUGGUUCCGUACCAAACCCAAACCAAGAUCAAAUUCCCAUGUUCGAGAAUUCAACGGUCGUAGAGUACAGUUGCGAUAGUUUAGAUGGCAGUAUUUUUUAUAAAAUACACGCUAUUCCGAUACCAGUAAUGAGAUCUCCAGUUUGUUCUGUAACAGAAUAUUAUGACGAAAACAUCGCUCAGUUCGUUUGCAUGGUGAAGUAUCCAAAUUAUCAGAGUUACACCGUCGCUAUGCAAAUGGACGAACAGACCUUUCUGUGCAAGGGAAAAAAAGAUGAUAACCUACAAAGCACAUCCGUGUGUAUUCCUAUACAGUAUACAACGUUCAAAUUCAACAAGACAUUUUAUUUCAUUGAAAGUAAGCUGACUAUCAAAUAUAAGUAUCAAUUGUACCAACAUGGUUGUUCUGGAACAGAGAUGAAAAACUGCAAACUGGAAUAUAAAGAAUACACUCACCCAGUAACAAAUUUGAAGCCACCGGAGCCAGAAAUUGUUGGCGAACUUAAACGAAAAUUGUGCGACGAGGUGGAAUGCAAAUCCAAAAUAAACAACACAGAAACUGUUCAAUUUGAUUUCAUGUCCGAUCUAGCUCACGAGAAAUGUGGAAGCAGGAAUUUUUUAAUAUUGAGAGAGAGGGGACGAAACGCUUUGACUUGCACCACUACAAUUCAAAUUAUCCUGUCUGACAUGUUUAAAACCAUUGCUGUAGAGAAUGAUACUUGUUUUUUACUAGAUUCAAAAUCGUACAGCAACACUAGUCAAAAGAAUGUGGACGUUGAUGUGGAUGUGAAAGGUGACGCUCUGUCCAACUGUCCCCCAUGCGCAGAUAAGAAGAAAACGCAUGCUGUCGAAUCCAAUCUCGUCCCAGUAGAUACCGUGGUCAAUACGGUCUUUGGGAUUGUCGGAGUUUUGUUCACUACGAUGAUUCUCUGUGGCCUCAUGAUGUCCGCUCGCAACAAGAUGCGGACAAGCUUAGCUGACGAGUCGGAAACUGUUCAAGAUAUAAUUUCUCAAACAUCCGGACAAUAA